CAAAGAAACAAACAAUACCAAAAUCCACGAAAAAAUUAAGGUUAGGGUUUCGUUCUCUUGUCUUUUCACCCUCAUCGUUAAUUCUGAAACUGCAAUUUUCUUUCUAACACUACCAAAACAAAAAUAAAAUCCAAAUCAAGCCCUAGCUAGUUUUUAUGGGGUAAAUUAGAGACAGCAAAUGGUGAUGGAUGAAAAAGUAGAAGAAAACGGGGUAGGAGAAGCAAUUGAAUCAGAAUCGAAUUCAUCAAGUCCUGACAUUGUUCAAGAAAUAUCAAACGUGGUUGAAUCUGUUGCUCAGCUUGGCGAUUAUCGGAGAGCGCACCGGAAAGAUUGUUUUAGCCUAGUCAGGCGUAUGAAACUUCUGUUGCCGUUUAUAGAGGAGACUCGAGAGCUCGAGACAUCAAUUUCCGACCAGGGAUUUACGUGUUUGAUUAAAUUAAAGAAAGCAUUUGUAUUGGCUAAGAAUUUGUUAAAAUUAUGCAACGAGGGAAGCAAGAUUAAUCUGGCCGUGGAGAGCGAGGCUGUAAUGGUGAGAUUUCGAAAGGUGAAUGACAAAUUAUACCGAGCUCUAAAUUUAGUUCCUUAUGAUGAACUUGGGAUUUCUGAUGAAGUAAAAGAACAGGUGGAGCUGAUGAAAGUACAGCUGAAGCGAGCGAAAGGAAGAACAGACACUCAGGAUAUAGAAGUGGCAAUGGAUAUGAUGGUGGUACUUUCGAAAGACGACGACAGAAAUGCCGACAGUGCUAUAAUAGAAAGACUAGCAAAAAAAUUGGAGCUACACACUGUUGAAGAUCUUCAGAUUGAAACCGUAGCCAUUAGGAAUCUGGUUACGGAAAAAGAAGGACAAAUUUUGGAAAAUCUGGAUCAAAUUAUCGAUCUUCUGAACAAAUUUAAACAGAUUAUAGGAAUGGAAGUAUUUGACAUUCAAGAUAAUCCUAUAAUGCACAAGACAUUGGAGAAAUGCCAGUCUUUGAUUAUUCCUCACGAAUUCCUUUGUCCGAUCACGCUAGAGAUAAUGACAGAUCCCGUUAUAAUCGCGUCUGGACAGACAUACGAACGAGAAAGCAUACAGAAGUGGUUUAGUUCGAAUCACCGAACCUGUCCAAAGACGAGACGGGAUUUGGAUCACCUGUCAAUCGCGCCAAAUUACGCUCUUAAAAACCUAAUCCUGCAAUGGUGUGAAGCGAACAAUUUUCACCUUCCUAUAAAAGAUAUAUCCAUACCAUCUGAAAUUUACUCGGGCGAUGUUAACCAGGAAAUAUUGUGUUUGGUCAAUGAUUUAUCUUCAAGCCAAUUGGAAGUGCAGAGGAAAACAGUGGCAAAAAUUCGUCUGCUGUCGAAAGAAAAUCCUGAGAACAGAAUUGCAAUUGCCAACAGUGGAGCAAUCCCUCCAUUAGUUCAAAUUCUGUCAUAUCCAGACUCCAAAAUUCAAGAACACGCAGUAACGGCUCUGUUAAAUUUAUCAAUUGACGAAACGAAUAAGAGAGUAAUAGCUAAAGAAGGAGCAAUUCCUGCGAUAAUAGAAGUUUUACAGAGCGGAAGUAGGGAAGGAAGGGAGAAUUCCGCGGCGGCAUUGUUCAGUUUAUCGAUGCUCGACGAGAACAAGGUAACGAUAGGCUUGUCCGACGGAAUACCGCCGUUAGUAAACUUGUUAGAGAAAGGCACAGUAAGAGGUAAAAAAGACGCUGCAACUGCAUUAUUUAACUUAUCACUUAACCAUUUAAAUAAAGACAGAGCCAUAGAAGCUGGCAUCAUAACGCCGUUACUCCAGUUGCUUGAGGACAUAAAAUUGGGCAUGGUUGAUGAGGCACUUUCGAUCUUUCUAUUACUUUCGUCGCACCCGAACGGGCGGAGUGCCAUGGGGCACUUACCGUUCAUCCACACGCUGGUGGAUUUUAUAAAAGACGGUACUCCGAAGAACAAAGAAUGUGCAACUUCUGUGUUACUUGAGUUGGGGUCUGGUAACUCAUAUUUUAUACUUGUGGCACUUCAAUAUGGUGUUUAUGAGCAUUUAGUUGAGAUUAAAAGCUGUGGAACUAAUAGAGCACAGAGAAAAGCUAAUGCCCUUCUUCAACUUAUGACCAAGACUGAGCAAAUUUGAGAAAUUUUGCUCACCAUGUCCACUUUUAUUUUGGUUCAGAGCCAGACAGAUCACUGUUUUGUACUUUACAAAUUAAUGUAGCUCAUGUUUUUUUUUUUUUUUUUAUGUUACUAUUGUAUAAUUAGCAAAACCAAGCAGAUCAUAAACCGUACUGUACAGAGAUUUGGAUAAGAUGACCAUUUUAAGA
Molecule: messenger RNA, 2288 nt
Organism: Mercurialis annua (annual mercury)
Lineage: Eukaryota; Viridiplantae; Streptophyta; Magnoliopsida; Malpighiales; Euphorbiaceae
Product: U-box domain-containing protein 15
Exons: 4
Coding region: 179-2101 (640 amino acids)
Biological process (GO): cell surface receptor signaling pathway; protein ubiquitination
Cellular component (GO): nucleus; cytoplasm
Molecular function (GO): protein binding; ubiquitin-protein transferase activity
Source: RefSeq, a predicted model, not a curated record